AUGUCCUUUGCCGAGGUCCUCAAACAAGUCAAGUCGCUCUCGUACGAAACCAUCAUCUUCGACACCGCGCCCACCGGCCACACCCUGCGCUUCCUCCAGUUCCCCUCGGUCCUCGAAAAGGCCCUCGCCAAGGUCUCCCAGCUCUCCUCCCAGUACGGGCCCCUGCUCAACGGCGUCCUCGGCUCGGGCGGCGCCCUCCCCAACGGACAGAACCUCAACGAGAUGAUGGAGAAGCUCGAGUCGCUGCGCGAAACAAUCUCCGAGGUAAACACGCAGUUCAAGGACGCCGACCUGACCACCUUUGUGUGCGUCUGCAUCGCCGAGUUCCUGAGUCUCUACGAGACGGAGCGCAUGAUCCAGGAGCUGUCGAGCUACGGCAUCGACACGCACUGCAUCGUCGUGAACCAGCUGCUGUUUCCCAAGAAGGCGAGCGAGUGUGAGCAGUGCAAUGCCAGGAGGAAAAUGCAAAAGAAGUACCUGGACCAGUAUGAGGAGUUGUAUGCCGAGGAUUUCAACGUCGUCAAGAUGCCCUUGUUGGUGGAGGAGGUGCGAGGCAAGGACAAGUUGGAGAAGUUUAGCGAGCUGUUGAUGAAGCAGUAUAUUCCUCCCGAGUAA
Molecule: messenger RNA, 615 nt
Organism: Metarhizium brunneum ARSEF 3297
Lineage: Eukaryota; Fungi; Ascomycota; Sordariomycetes; Hypocreales; Clavicipitaceae
Product: ATPase get3
Biological process (GO): post-translational protein targeting to endoplasmic reticulum membrane
Cellular component (GO): GET complex
Molecular function (GO): ATP hydrolysis activity; ATP binding
Source: RefSeq, a predicted model, not a curated record